UCCAGGCUAUUUCUUCAUAGACAAAAAAAAAACAAAACAUCAAUAUUUAACUGUUUGGAAACAAAGCAUCACUUAAAAUCCUCUCAAACUCCUAAUUCCAAAGAAUUGAUAACAUUUUCCUGAUCAAGAAAAGAAGUGACUGACUACGUGUUAAAAGUAUUCUGGCGUUGAUCCUGGUUUUCUCCCUCCCUAAAUUUGAAGAAGCAUGGAGAAAUGGUACUUGAUGACAGCUGUGGUCUUAAUAGGACUGACAGUACGGUGGACAGUUUCCCUUAAUUCUUAUUCAGGUGCUGGCAAACCCCCUAUGUUUGGUGAUUAUGAAGCUCAGAGACACUGGCAAGAAAUUACUUUUAAUUUACCCAUCAAACAAUGGUAUUUUAACAGCAGUGAUAACAAUUUACAGUAUUGGGGAUUGGAUUAUCCACCUCUUACAGCUUAUCAUAGUCUUUUAUGUGCAUAUGUGGCCCAGCUUAUAAAUCCAGACUGGAUUGCUCUCCAUACAUCGCGUGGAUACGAGAGUCAGGCACAUAAGCUCUUCAUGCGUGCCACAGUGUUAAUUGCUGAUUUGCUGAUUUACAUACCUGCAGUGGUUUUGUACUGUUGUUGUUUAAAAGAAAUCUCAACUAAGAAAAAGAUUGCUAAUGUGUUAUGCAUAUUGCUGUAUCCAGGCCUUAUUCUUAUCGACUAUGGACAUUUUCAGUAUAACUCCGUGAGCCUCGGCUUUGCCCUGUGGGGUGUCCUCGGCGUGUCCUGCAACUGGGACCUGCUGGGCUCACUGGCCUUUUGUCUGGCUGUAAAUUAUAAACAGAUGGAACUGUACCACUCCUUGCCAUUUUUUUGCUUUUUACUUGGCAAGUGUUUUAAAAAGGGCCUCAAAGGAAAGGGGUUUGUACUGUUCAUUAAGCUGGCUUGCACUGUGCUGGCGUCCUUCGUCCUCUGCUGGCUGCCGUUCUUCACAGAAAGGGAACAGACCCUGCAGGUCCUAAGAAGACUCUUUCCCGUUGAUCGUGGAUUGUUUGAGGAUAAAGUCGCCAAUAUUUGGUGCAGCUUCAGUGUCUUUCUGAAGAUCAAGGAUAUUUUGCCACAUCACAUCCAGAUACUAAUCAGCUGCUGUUUUACGUUUUUGAGCCUGCUUUCUGCAUGUAUAAAAUUGACACUUCAGCCCUCUCCCAGAGUAUUCAGAUUUACUCUGGUUAGCUGUGCACUGUCAUUCUUUUUAUUUUCUUUCCAAGUACAUGAAAAGUCCAUUCUCUUGGUAUCAUUACCAGUCUGCCUAGUUUUAAGUGAAAUUCCUUUUAUGUCUACUUGGUUUUUACUUGUGUCAACAUUUAGUAUGGUGCCUCUUCUAUUGAAGGAUGAGCUCCUAAUGCCCUCAGUUGUGACAACAAUGGCAUUUUUUAUAGCUUGUGCAACUUCCUUUUCAAUAUUUGAAAAGACUUCUGAAGAAGAACUGCACUUGAAGUCCUUUUCCAUUUCUGUUAGGAGAUAUCUCCCACGUUUUACAUUUCUUCCCAGAAUUAUACAACAUUUGUUUCUUAUCUCAGUAAUCACUAUGGUCCUUCUGACACUGAUGACUGUCACACUGGAUCCUCCUCAGAAAUUACCGGACUUAUUUACUGUAUUGGUUUGUUCUGUGUCCUGCUUGAACUUCCUGUUCUUUUUGGUGUACUUUAACAUUAUAAUCAUGUGGGAUUCCAAAAAUGGAAGAAAUCAGAAGAAAAUCAACUAGCUCUAUUCCCAGAUGUGAAAAAUGUUAACAGCGCUAAAAGGUUUUGUGAUCUUUUGCUAUGUGUAAAUGAAAUCAUCAUUUUGAGAAUCAUGGACUUACAUGAAGAGAUGGUGACAAGUCACUGUUGUCUAUGCAAAAUAAAUGUGUACAGGACCAAAGCCCAUGGAGGCUUUCAUUUCUAACUCUUGAGUGGUCAAGACAUUGUAGCUUUAUUAA
Ceratotherium simum simum (southern white rhinoceros) is the source of this 1945-nucleotide messenger RNA. NCBI's taxonomy places the organism in Eukaryota, Metazoa, Chordata, Mammalia, Perissodactyla, Rhinocerotidae. The record is from RefSeq and is a predicted model, not a curated record.